This is a messenger RNA of Chinchilla lanigera (long-tailed chinchilla), 7510 nucleotides long. It is a transcript of the gene Epha5, whose product is annotated as EPH receptor A5. The transcript is spliced from 18 exons. Gene Ontology annotation, cellular component: neuron projection; plasma membrane. Gene Ontology annotation, molecular function: ATP binding; transmembrane-ephrin receptor activity; protein binding. NCBI's taxonomy places the organism in Eukaryota, Metazoa, Chordata, Mammalia, Rodentia, Chinchillidae. The record is from RefSeq and is a predicted model, not a curated record. Gene Ontology annotation, biological process: protein phosphorylation; cell surface receptor protein tyrosine kinase signaling pathway; axon guidance. The coding region runs from base 69 to 2978 and encodes 969 amino acids.
CUCAGGGUCGACGCGGUGCUGGCGAUGGGAAGCGUUGCUAAGUGAAUUUGUUGGAUUCACGCACUGUCAUGGGGGACCUGGGAUGGAUUGCUUUUCCAAAAAAUGGGUGGGAAGAGAUUGGUGAAGUUGAUGAAAACUAUGCUCCUAUCCACACGUACCAAGUAUGCAAGGUCAUGGAACAGAAUCAGAAUAACUGGCUCUUAACCAGUUGGAUCUCCAAUGAAGGUGCUUCCAGAAUCUUCAUAGAACUCAAAUUUACUCUGCGGGACUGCAACAGUCUUCCUGGAGGCCUGGGGACCUGCAAGGAAACUUUUAACAUGUAUUAUUUUGAGUCAGAUGAUGAGAAUGGAAGGAACAUUAAGGAAAACCAGUACACCAAGAUUGACACCAUUGCGGCCGAUGAGAGCUUUACAGAACUUGACCUUGGGGACCGUGUCAUGAAACUGAACACAGAGGUUAGAGUUGUGGGCCCUCUCAGCAAGAAGGGGUUUUAUCUUGCCUUCCAAGACGUGGGAGCCUGCAUUGCUCUGGUUUCUGUGCGUGUGUACUAUAAAAAAUGCCCUUCCGUGGUGCGACACUUGGCUGUCUUCCCCGACACCAUCACCGGAGCAGACUCUUCACAGCUGCUGGAGGUCUCAGGCGCCUGUGUCAAUCAUUCUGUGACAGAUGAUCCUCCCAAAAUGCACUGCAGUGCUGAAGGGGAGUGGCUGGUGCCCAUCGGGAAGUGCAUGUGCCAGGCGGGAUACGAAGAGAAAAAUGGCACCUGUCAAGUGUGCAGACCGGGGUUCUUCAAAGCCUCGCCUCACAGCCAGACCUGCAGCAAAUGCCCACCUCACAGUUACACCCAUGAGGAAGCUUCCACCUCUUGUGUCUGUGAAAAGGAUUAUUUCAGGAGGGAGUCUGAUCCGCCCACAAUGGCAUGCACAAGACCCCCCUCAGCUCCUCGGAAUGCCAUCUCAAAUGUUAAUGAAACUAGUGUCUUUCUGGAGUGGAUUCCGCCUGCUGACACUGGUGGAAGGAAAGAUGUGUCCUAUUAUAUUGCAUGCAAGAAGUGCAACUCCCAUGCAGGUGUGUGUGAGGAGUGUGGCGGUCAUGUCAGGUACCUCCCCCAGCAAAUCGGCCUGCAAAACACCUCUGUCAUGGUGGUGGACCUGCUCGCUCACACAAACUAUACCUUUGAGAUUGAGGCAGUGAAUGGAGUGUCCGACUUGAGCCCAGGAGCCCGGCAGUUUGUUUCUGUAAAUGUAACCACAAACCAAGCAGCCCCCUCUCCAGUCACCAAUGUGAAAAAGGGGAAGAUUGCCAAAAACAGCAUCUCUUUAUCUUGGCAAGAGCCGGAUCGUCCCAACGGAAUAAUCCUGGAAUAUGAAAUCAAGUACUUUGAAAAGGAUCAGGAGACCAGCUACACCAUUAUCAAAUCGAAAGAGACCACUAUCACCGCAGAGGGCUUGAAGCCAGCUUCAGUGUAUGUCUUCCAAAUUCGAGCACGAACAGCAGCGGGCUACGGUGUCUUCAGUCGAAGAUUUGAGUUUGAAACCACCCCAGUGUCAGUUGCAGCGUCCAGCGAUCAGAGCCAGAUUCCUAUAAUUGCUGUGUCGGUGACGGUGGGAAUCAUUUUGCUGGCAGUGGUUAUCGGCUUCCUCCUGAGCGGAAGUUGCUGCGAAUGUGGCUGUGGGAGGGCUUCUUCCCUGUGCGCUGUUGCCCAUCCAAGCCUAAUAUGGCGCUGUGGCUACAGCAAAGCAAAGCAGGAUCCAGAAGAGGAAAAGAUGCAUUUUCAUAAUGGGCACAUUAAACUGCCUGGAGUAAGAACCUAUAUUGAUCCACAUACUUAUGAAGAUCCCAACCAAGCUGUCCAUGAAUUUGCCAAGGAGAUAGAAGCCUCAUGUAUCACCAUUGAAAGAGUUAUUGGAGCAGGUGAAUUUGGUGAAGUUUGUAGUGGACGUUUGAAACUUCCCGGAAAACGAGAAUUACCUGUGGCUAUCAAAACCCUUAAAGUAGGCUAUACUGAAAAGCAGCGCAGAGAUUUCCUGGGAGAAGCAAGUAUCAUGGGCCAGUUCGAUCAUCCUAACAUCAUCCACUUAGAAGGUGUCGUGACCAAAAGUAAACCAGUGAUGAUAGUGACGGAGUACAUGGAGAACGGCUCUUUAGAUACAUUUUUAAAGAAGAACGACGGGCAGUUCACGGUGAUUCAGCUCGUGGGCAUGCUGAGGGGCAUCGCGGCAGGAAUGAAGUACCUUUCAGACAUGGGCUAUGUGCACCGAGACCUCGCGGCCAGGAACAUCUUGAUCAACAGCAACCUCGUGUGCAAAGUGUCUGACUUUGGGCUUUCCAGGGUGCUGGAAGAUGAUGCGGAGGCAGCCUACACCACAAGGGGAGGCAAAAUUCCAAUCAGAUGGACUGCCCCAGAGGCCAUAGCUUUCCGAAAGUUCACCUCUGCUAGUGAUGUCUGGAGCUACGGAAUCGUGAUGUGGGAAGUGGUGUCCUACGGGGAGAGGCCCUACUGGGAGAUGACCAAUCAGGACGUGAUUAAGGCGGUGGAGGAAGGCUACCGGCUCCCAAGCCCCAUGGACUGUCCUGCUGCUCUCUAUCAAUUGAUGCUCGAUUGCUGGCAGAAGGACCGCAAUAGCAGGCCCAAGUUUGAGGAGAUAGUCAAUAUGCUGGACAAGCUCAUACGCAAUCCAAGUAGUUUGAAGACGCUGGUGAAUGCCUCGAGCAGAGUAUCCAAUUUGUUGGCAGAACAUGGAUCCCUGGGGUCUGGGGCCUACAGAUCAGUAGGUGAAUGGCUAGAAGCCAUCAAGAUGGGCCGCUACACAGAGAUUUUCAUGGAAAAUGGAUACAGUUCAAUGGACGCUGUGGCUCAGGUGACCUUGGAGGAUUUGAGACGUCUCGGAGUGACUCUUGUCGGUCACCAGAAGAAGAUCAUGAACAGCCUUCAAGAAAUGAAGGUGCAGCUGGUAAACGGGAUGGUGCCACUGUAAUUUCCGCCAGUGUCACGUCUUCGAGGAAAUGCUUCUGCACUUUGUAGACAGUCCUGAGAUUUAUUUUAAUUUAAAGAAAAAAAAGGGAAAAGGGAAAACAGUGUUUUCUAAACCUUAGGAGAGCAUUUGCCUCAGCCAUAGGACUUGUAAUCGGUGUUUUACUAAAAUCUCCGAAUCUUCCUCUUAGUGUGUUUUUCAUGAAGCAACUCUAACCUGCAUAAAUAAGAACGUGACAGUAGACAUUAUAUGACAGUAACCACAAAGUCUUUCCCACUACUUCUACAAAAUUUUAUACAUGACAUAUAUAAAUAUAUAGCACCUUCAAAGACUGAAUUUAAGGCAGCCCCUUUCGAAACUCCCAGGGAUCUACUUGAAAGGAUAGGUUUCAUAGCCAUGUGUGGGCUAAGAAAAGCUGCAGUUUACGGAAGUUUACUUCAAGUCUUCAGUGUUUGCAUAAGUGUAUUGAAGAGCAAUAUUAGAUUCGUCCUUAUACAUAUCUUCCUUUGUAAUUUUAAAAUACGAUUACUUGGUAUUAUGUUAUAGAAGCUAGUUUAUAAACAUGUUGCUUGAUCAAGGAGUACAAUACAGGGUGCAUAUUUAUUUUUCUGUGUUAUAAAAUUUACUUUUCGUUGCUCUUCGAGAGACUAUUAAGUAAUAAAUCUGUAUAUACUGUAUAAUUUGCAAUAUACCCAGAAACUGAAGUUGGAGUUGUGUGCUUGCACAAGUGCGUGUUAUCAUUCUGCUUGCGUUUUUGAUAGUGUUUUAAUUUUUGUAACAGAAAAGAAUGGUGUUCUAGAGUGUAAUAUGAAUGAGACAUAAGAGAGAAAAAAAAAAAAGAAAGAAAGAAAGAAAGGAAGAAAGAAAGAAAGAAAGAAAGAAAGAAAGAAAGAAAGAAAAUGGAACACAAGCUGGUAUCUUCUUUUCUCUUGUGUGUCCAAAAGCUACUAAUCUCUUUAUUCAGUAACAGGAAAUGUCUGCAAGAUUAUAUCCCCUUUGGCUUUUUAAAACACUUUGUAAUAUCUGUGACAAUGCAGUUCCUCAAGCCAUUAAUCUUGCAGCCCUAUAAGAAAUUCCACCUUUUUGAGUCCCAGAGAAUAUCUUGUCAAGCAGGGUUGACGGGAAAGGGCACUUUUUCUGUGGGAUGUAAAAGGAUUUAACUGCUGGCUUCUGUUAAUGUCACUAAAUCCAGGCACAAAGCACUAAGCACCCCCCCCUCCUUAGUGUUAAUCCUUUGAAACCAUUUCCAUUCUGGCUGAUCUCCAGAACUGUGAAACUAAGGUAGCAAUGGAAUGAUGGGAAGUAGAUAGAUAUGCAGAUAGAUAUUUCCUUUAAAAUCUGUUAGAAAUGGGAAGAUGAAGAAAUAGAUGCAUUUUUUCCUUUAGAAUUUUGUUUCAAGACUUGACAAGCAUGACUUGUGGAUUGUGCUUUAUUAAGUUGGUAAUUUCACUUUGUAUUCAAUUAUGUGGCAUUGAAUUUAUCUGGAUGAGUUAAGAAUGGAAGACAUGGCCUCUGUAUGUUCCAUACUCUGCACUGUGAAAACUGAUAUUUGUGAUAAAAAAAUAUAUAGUUUGUUUGAGGUUGUGCAAAACUGAGCUCCUUAGUGGUGUGAACAAAUAUUUUAGAUCAGUACACUUUAUAAAAUCAUGAACUAGCAUGUGAUAUUCAAGGAGCACAGAAUUUAAAUAAGAUAUCACCUACUCAUGAUUUUUAGUGGUAUGUCAGAGCAGCCUGGGAUUUGGAAAUCCACAGAAACUGUACACGUGUUAUGAAUGCUACUCUUUUCCCUAAACACCUUGUUUAUAGAAAUGUUAGCACCUGUAAGAGUGAAUUCAGGGGCAUAGUUUUCUGUUCUGCCCACCUUUAUGUAAGUAGCUCUUUGCUAAAAAACAAGAAAAAACUGCAACAAUAACAAAAAAGAAAAAACAAGGUCUGAACAGUUUUCAAACUCUAUUAAGUUCAAGUUGUAUAAAGUGCCAUGAGCCAACGCAAACUGUGUCUCAAUUGUGGUCUGCUGGUUUAGGGAAAUUUUCAAAGAGGCGAAACAAGUGUUUCAAUAUCAUGUUGAUAAAAAUCACAGGUAAAUAGGCAUCAUCAUUAUUAAAGAUGCACUCAUUCAUUUCAAUGAAUAGAAAAUUACUGAAAUGAAUUUCCCUUGUAUAAAAUAAUUGGAUAUUGUGUUGCAAUUUAUUGAAUUUUGUAAAAAUUUUGGAUCAAAGUGAUAAAGUAACAAUUGAGAAACUUCAAAAUAGAAAUAGAUUUAAUGAUUUAAAAGGAAAACUGCCACAUUUUAGAGCUGAUUGACUAGCCACAGCGGUGUGAGUAUAACAAAAGUAUUUUUAAAAUUGUAUUCCAAUUUAGUAUGUAAAAAGAUAAUAGAGAAGACAGGGUGGAUGAUAUCUAAAUAAUAGAACAUAGAUUUCCUCUUUUUCACAAAAGAACAUAAAUGUGGAUCACACGUAUUUGCCCCUUUGUAAUUUUACUUGGAAAAAUACAGUAAUUCAAAAUGAAAAUUAAAUAGCCAGGUAGCUUUCAUCUAUAUCUCAGUUUGUGCAGGUCUGAAGAAUGUCAAGCCUUUCUAAACAUACUUGCUCACCACUAGGUGUGUCUCCAUUUGGAAAGUGCAGAUCUCAGAUUACAAGAGUGAGAAUUGGACGGCAGAAGCAGCUCUCCUGAAAUACAGCUAGAUUGUGUGCAGCCCAGGGAAAGGUUUGACGAACCACCCUGUGAUUUCUUAUCUGAUUGGCUCAUGCAUUCAUCCACCAGACUACCAAAAUUCAAGCAUGGCUCUGAGAAUUUUAGUACGUGCUACAGAUUUGUCAAAUAAUUUUAAAUUUUGCAGUUACCAGCUGCAAUACUUUUUGGAGUGAGUAUCAGUGUUGGACCUUGAAAAACGAGUACAAGCAGGGAAUUAUUUUAAAUUUACUGCUACUUAUUGAAGUCACUCAAUGAUUACUUUAAUCAUUCUUUGUGUCUGACCUUGGUAUUUGCUAUGUUGUACAAACAGUUGCUCUUUUUGAAAUGUAUUAACUGUUUGCAAAAAUGUAAGAAUUUUUAUUUUUCUCAUUUACAACAAAAUUUAAUGUGCAUAGUCUUUUAUUUCUUGUAUUUUGUUCACCAAAUCAGUGUUCUACAGCCUAGGUUCACUGUAAAAUCUGUAUUAUGGGAUGGAGUUAUAGCUCAGUACUAGAGUGCUUGCCUAGAAUGCACAUGGCCCUGGCUUCAAUACUCAGCACCACAAUGCUAGGUCAAUAUUUUAUCUAAACUUAAGCAUGGCCAGCAUUAUUAGUUUAACAAUUUAGAACAUCCUUAUCUCUGUUCAGAAGAGAAUUUUAACCCGUGUGUAAUGGUGAUGACACCGUUCCACAUUGCAAGUUUAAAAUGGAAUUGUAGUAUCAGUUGAGCACUUAUAUGUUUGCAUGUCUGCUAUCUAAUCUUUUUGUGAAAGUAAAACAUUUUCCAAGCCAUUCUUUCUCCCAUUUGAAGUGGGUUCUCAGAGCACAAGCACAGACAAUUUACCUUUAGAAGGUUUUUUUCUCUGUAAUGAUGCAUUGAAUGGCAAACACUCUUUGGGUAAGGUGUUAAAAAUUUACUAAAUGUAGAAUAUUGUGUAGUACAAUAAUAUCCUUUCCUCAUUUUGUUCUUUCUAAACAUAAGAAGAAAGCUAAAUGUGAUAGUAAAUUGUCUUUGUUAUGUCAUGCCAGAUGUUUAAAAUUAAAGUAAAUUAAAAAGUAGGUACAAUAUGAUGGUGAUGAUGAUGAUGAUAAUGAAUAAAUAGAAUUAAAAUUCUAGCUUUAUUUGAAAUUUAAUAACUAGAAUAAGUCAUCAUUUUUCAACUCGAGCACAGCUGGUUACAUUGAACAUUUUUCUCUAUUGUGAUGUUAAUUAUAUAGUCAUGUAUCAAAAAAGAAAUAGAUCAGAACUUUCUUUUCAUUUCUUACUCAUUUAUGAAAAAAUCUUCUUUACAAAUGGUUGAAUGUUUUUGUUCAGAAUGACCACAUAAUUAUUGCUUAAAACAAGACACCAAUUAAUGUUUUUAAAAAAUUCCGUGUAUAAUAAUCAGAAUCUAAAGUAUUUUUUUUCUAAAUGUUAAUGGGAAAAAUGGGAAAGGGCAAAACCAUGUCAUGUUUAUUCAGGAAGUGGACUGUAUUGAUGGGAAUUUGAGUGGUCAACAUAUUUGUGAAUCUUUGGACUGCUGUAAUUCACAAUUAAUUAUUUAUAAGUAUGUAAAUUACUUUUAUUAUAGUCUGAGAAUAAAGUUAUACUCAGUUAUUUGUUCAUAUGUUUAUCAGACUCUCUUGGUUUCAGGCAGUUGAGGAGCAGCUGUGUGGUGUAUCUUACUCUUUGAUAGGCAUUGUGACCAUAGCCCCUGUCUCAGAGUUAAUUUGAGGAAGGAUUAGCAUUUCUGUAUGUCUUCCCAUUUGAAGCUCUAUGUGCUUUUGGUUUGUAUACAUGUUUUUGUAGUGUAAAAUACGAAAUGUUCUAUUUUUUCAGAAAAUAAAAAAACCUUUGAAUACAGUUAAAUCCAAUUGUCA